Etheostoma spectabile (orangethroat darter) is the source of this 702-nucleotide messenger RNA. RefSeq names its product Fas (tnfrsf6)-associated via death domain (gene fadd). The transcript has 2 exons. NCBI's taxonomy places the organism in Eukaryota, Metazoa, Chordata, Actinopteri, Perciformes, Percidae. Bases 85 to 657 code for a protein of 190 amino acids. The record is from RefSeq and is a predicted model, not a curated record. Gene Ontology annotation, cellular component: CD95 death-inducing signaling complex. Gene Ontology annotation, molecular function: death receptor binding; caspase binding. Gene Ontology annotation, biological process: positive regulation of innate immune response; extrinsic apoptotic signaling pathway; regulation of apoptotic process.
UGCCAAUAACAGAGGCGGAAGUGAAAGUAAAACUCGAGCGCUUCCUAGUUUAGAUCACAUCGGCGUCUCAGCGGAGCUGCGGACAUGACUUCUUUCCAGUUUAACGCCGCUUUACUGGAUAUAUCUACCCAGCUGUCGGCUAAGGAGCUGGAGGAUUUAAAGUUUCUGUGCAUAGACAUCAUCGGGAAAAGACAGCGGGAUGACGUCAAGACCGGAGUCAAACUGUUCCAGCUCCUGAUGGAGAGAGGCAAACUGGGAGCCGACAACACUAAGUGGCUGUCCGAUUCUCUCACGCACAUUAAUCGACACGACCUCUCAAACAAAUUGAACAAUUUUGAAAGCCAGUGUGAAAUCACCCACGACCAACCGGACGACGACGAGAAAGCCAAACUGGACAUUGCCACAGAUGUGAUUGCCGAGCAGCUGGGAAGGUCUUGGCGCAAACUGGGCCGUAAGCUGGGUUUGAAUGACGUGAAGCUGGACUCCAUCUCCAAGAGGCAUCCCACAGAGCUGGAGGAGACAACGAGGGAGCUGCUGAAGGAGUGGAGGAAGAGUCGAGGAGCCGAGGCCCGAACGGCGCAGCUGAUAGAAGCCCUGAGAGCCUGCCAGUUGAACCUGACCGCCGAUAAAGUGGAGGACCGACUCGCAUCCCGCUGAUACUGAUGGAAGCUUACAGAUAGGACUGAGAUACACUUUGGGAAU